Molecule: messenger RNA, 1631 nt
Organism: Drosophila guanche
Lineage: Eukaryota; Metazoa; Arthropoda; Insecta; Diptera; Drosophilidae
Exons: 4
Coding region: 138-1499 (453 amino acids)
Biological process (GO): tRNA C3-cytosine methylation; arginyl-tRNA aminoacylation
Molecular function (GO): ATP binding; arginine-tRNA ligase activity; tRNA binding
Source: RefSeq, a predicted model, not a curated record
AUGUUACCUCUCCCGCCAUUGCGAUAGUGAAUUAAGCCGAUAUAUCCAGCCAUCGAUGAUUUCGACCAUCGUUGAAAAUCAACAAAAGAAAAUGCAACAAAGUAGGCGGAUCAGAUCAAGAUAAAGCAUCGUAUGCAAUGGAACUUCAUUUUGAACAUCCUCUAAACGCGCACAUCAAGCAGCUAAUGAACUUCUUCACGGCUGUAGAGGAUAAGGAUGCUUAUAUUUCUCCGGUACUGUUCAAACGAUGCGGCGUGCUCAUUCGCUUUCACAUCGAGGACGUGUCCGAUCGUGGAGACCUUAGCAUCGCUAACAUCAGCAAGUAUUGGGAAGCCUACUGUCAGAAUCACGGUCGGAAGAUGCGCCUGAGCACGAUAACGGACAAGAAGAAUGGCCUAGUGUUGCCCGAUGAAGAGUCAAUGCAGGGUCUGAUCGAGUAUUCCAAAGACUGGGUGUUCCCCCUUCAGGAGAUCACGCCCCUCUACAAGGAUCGUUGCACGUUUAGUUUCCAGCGUCGUCCGAUUAUUUCUUACGUGCUGAGCACGGUGCUGAAGCAGGGCGCUCGCUAUGGCCACCACUUGAAGUCGGAAAAAGCCCCCACCUUGUGCCUCGAUCAGAGCCCGAGCUCGCACUAUACUCUCGACGAUGGGACCGAGCAGCUAGCUCACUAUCGUCUCCGUCAGCUAAGAGGGAUUACUCGUCGCCUAAUGGCCUACUCCACCUGGCGCCUGGUGGAUCCAGAUCAGCAAUCUGAUGACACACUCCGUGUGAUCGUGGAGACACAACGCUGCCCCACCCAGCCUACAGAUCACGUAUGUCUGGUCUGUGGACCCGUACUGGAGCCCGUCGACAAGGCAGCUACCAAAAUGGACAGAGAUAGCUACGUUGCGCUGCGCUCCAAGGACAUGAUACUCAUGGCCAUGCAUCGUAAUGGCGUCCGCCUGGGAAGUUCGCGCGGCGACUUUGAUUCCCUUAUCCAGCGCUUGGGCGCUGCUGCCGUGCUUGUGGAUUUGUUUGAGGUGCGUCACGCCUCGGCGGCUACUGUGGUGCGCAAUGGAUCGGGCAGCUCCAAGGGGGCUUCGUACAUACUGUACAAUUCGGCCCGCUUGGAGACGCUGCUGCGUACCUUCAAUACCCAGGUGGAGGCUGGGAUCUACCAGCCACUGCCUCCGCUGGCCGACAUCGAUCUCAGUCUAUUGGAGGACGAUCAGCUCGACUGGAAACUGAUAUAUGGCCACCUCCUGCCCUUCCCAGAGGUGGUCGAGUCCACGAUGAAUCUGCUGCACCAGGGCCAGUGUGACGUGCACCUGUUGGUGCGCUACAUCAACAGCCUGGCCGUGCUCUUCAGCCGCUACUACCGCCAGAAGAGGAUCCUCGUGCAGAUGCGGGACCAUCUGAUGCCAGUCCUCUAUGCCCGUGUCUACCUUGUCAUGGCGGUUCGUCAAGUGCUCAAUGUGGCCCUCUCACUGCUCGGCAUAGAGCCCGUGUCUUAUAUAUAGAUAUACAAUCUAAGUAGUAGUUAUUUAUACACAUGCUCACUGACAAAAUGACCAGUCGCUGCGACAGCUCGCCACUGACCAUUGACCCCAUUGGCUCAUGUAUUGAUAUAAAACUCUUCUGUGGUAUAUGCA